Messenger RNA from Trypanosoma theileri, 2721 nucleotides. RefSeq lists its product as uncharacterized. Gene Ontology annotation, cellular component: nucleus. Gene Ontology annotation, biological process: nuclear-transcribed mRNA catabolic process. NCBI's taxonomy places the organism in Eukaryota, Euglenozoa, Kinetoplastea, Trypanosomatida, Trypanosomatidae. The coding region runs from base 1 to 2721 and encodes 906 amino acids. The transcript has a single exon. Gene Ontology annotation, molecular function: RNA binding; 5'-3' RNA exonuclease activity. The record is from RefSeq and is a predicted model, not a curated record.
AUGGGUGUCUUUGGAUUACGUAAAUUCAUUGAUGCCGCUUCAUGCACGAAGUUUCUCCCUAUGCCGUCAUCAGAAGAUGACGGUGAUCACCAAAAGAAUGAAGAACAGGAACAACAAGGGGAGAAUCAUAAUGCUCCUUCUUCUUCUUAUUCCUCUAGUUCCACAGGCUCAGCAUCUGUGGAUCAUGUGUUAGUUGAUCUGAAUUGUAUUAUUCACGCCUGCUUUAGGCAUGAUGCGGCAGCUGUGAAUACAAAACGAGAUCUCAUUCAAGCUGUUCUGCAGCGACUUCAGUUUCUCCUCACACAUGUGGCUGUACCUUCUAUUUCUUUGACCAUUUGUAUAGAUGGACCAGCACCAUACGCUAAGCUUCACACACAAAGAUUGCGACGUCGACGAGUUUCACUUCUUGAUACUUGUAGUUCACAGGAACAACAACAACAACAACAUCACCUUACACCACUUGCCGUAACCCCUGGUUCUUUAUUUCUGGUGGAAUUGGAAAAUGCGUUAGCAGCACAAUUUAAACUUGGUGGAGGUUCUGGUUUUUUACCAACAUAUGUGCCAGUUUUUCUCCAUGGUUCUACAGUAGUGGGUGAGGGUGAGGCAAAGAUUGCCCGGGCUCUUGCACAUAUUGCGACUCUCUCAUUCCCACAAUGUAAGAAGUAUAACCCAAAUAAUACGGUAGCGGUAAUAGGAAAUGAUAUUGAUCUUACAUUAACUUGUAUGGGUGCGACUCAAUAUCAUAAUUUAUUUGUUGUGGGUCCUUCUUCUAUGCAACUUAUUAGUGUAUCUGAUAUAUUAUACCGCUGGUUAUGCAGUGGUACUACAAUGGGUGAAGGAGGUUUUAAACUUACACCGCGAGAACUUGCCUCUGUACGAGUAGACUUUGUUUUUCUUUUUCUUCUUAAUGGUGGUGAUCAUUACGUUGGUGCUGGGGAAGUGGCCCAUGCACUAUGGAAGCGAUAUCGUACAGUACGUGCUGCGGCUGGUAUGCAACGUUCGUUGGUGUCUAAUGACUUACUUUCUGUGGAUGUGGACUUUCUUGCGGAUAUCUUGCAGGCGGAGGAGUACACGGGUGAAUGUGAUGCGGCCGUUGGAAUGCAAUUACUGCACGCCGCGUUGUGGUCCCUACACACAACUGUGACGGGUGUGUGUCCAGACUACCAAUAUCUUCCACAGGAGGAAAUAGCAACAGGCACAACACCAUCCACAACCUCUCCGCAUCUUAAUCAUGUUCGUGCAGCUGUACUGAAGUGUCUUAAGAAGAAAAGAAAACAACAGUUAAAUCGUAAUCAUAAUCAUAAUAAUCAUAAUAAUAAUAUACAAUAUCAAUAUAUUCGAUUUUCUUCACGUCGAGAAGAUUCACGUCCACUCACGCCACUGGAGACAUUUGUAGCGCUCAUGCCAACAGAAUCUACACUACCUGCAAGUAUCGCACAUACACUUCGUUCAUCACGCAAGUACGCUGCGGUAGCACAACAAUUACUCAACAGUUAUGAUGCUGAUAUUAUAGCAACAGCAGCAAAGGAGGUAGUAGAAGCCGCAGACGAACACUUGACAAUUAGUGAACGUUGUCUACGUGAGUUCACAACACCUGUUCAAUUGAAUGCAUUACAACCGCCUAAGCGACUCUCGCGUCAUGAACAACAUCGCAUGAUUGCCAAAAUGGGGAAAGUAGUGCGUGAACCUCCGAUCCCGCUUGUACAACGAGUAAUACUUCCCGAGGAAGUUCAAUAUGUGAAUGUGGAUUACCCCUUAUAUGUAAAGGAUCUCCUCUUUGUAUCUCCAUUUGAUCGCGUAGAUUCGGAUGAAAUGCCUAAGAGUUCUGCGGUGUUCACUGCGAGUGGUCUCACCACAACGCCUGUACCAUUAAAUGGUAAUAACAAUAAGAAAAUGAAGGAGAAGAGUGAGAAGAUGAAUCAUAAUGAGAAUAAGCCAAAGGUACGUCGAGUGCCUGUUCACAUGCAUAAUAAACAACACAUGGGAGGAGAAGGAGAAGAAGGCGAAGGAGUCUCUGCAACUCAACAGUUACAAGAGACACUUGCAAAGACGGCUGCGUUGCGAUUACCGGCGGGUCGUGAUAAGAAAACAUUACGACGUUUAAAGAAAAAACUCAACGCCCAUCGACAGCUCAGUGUUAAGGAAGCACGUGAAGGGGAAAGUACGGGAGAGGCCAGACAACACCUGCUGCGACACGGCGAUAAGGAAUUCUUGGAUGAGAUUCGGCAAUUCCUUGGAGAAGAUAAGGUGAGUGUGAAGAAACUUCUCCGAGAUGAUCAGGACAAGAAUCACAACAACAACAACAACCAUAAUAAUAAUAAUAAUAAUAAUAAUAAUAAUAAUAAUAAUAAUAAUAAUAAUAAUAAUACGAAAAAGAAGAAAAAGAACAACAACAGCAACAACGGGACUGCAGAAAAUAAUAGUGGGAUGAAAGGGAAGAAGACGGUAGAUACGCGAAACGAUAAAAAGAAGAACUCUAAAGCGAACACAUCCACGCAUGGGCUUAAACGCUCUAGAGAAGCAGCAGAAACAGAAGUUGCUAUUCGCGGUGAUGUCAGUGAACGCAAAAGGGAUUCAUUAGACGAAACGAAUAGGAAUAAGCGCCGACGGAAGGAAGUAAACUUGGAAAGAUGUGAUCGUAACACCAACGAUAACAGUGGUAGUGGAGUCACCACUGUUACCGCCGCUGCUGUUUCUAGAGUAACAAAGAAGAGAAAAUAA